AUGGCACUAUCCCAGGGAGCUCUGGCCCGCGAGGCGGGCCGCGCGGGCCGGAGUUCCCUGGGCUACGGCCAAGUACCGGGUCUUGGACUGACACCAACCAAUGCAGUUUACCAGGUUAACCAGAAUUCCUUCACUGUAUCAUGGUCACCGCCAUCAAACCCGCCAUUCCAGCCGACUGGUUAUCUAGUACAAUAUAGAGUAGGUGGAGUGGAUGGAGGAGAUUUUACAGCAAGUGACGUAACAACCAUUACGUUCCAAGGCACUGCUCCUGAUGCUAACAGUGUCUUGGUUGCUACUUUGUUUACUGGUUUUAAGGAGCUUGGUGCUGAUGAUAUCGCUUCAGCUGUUGAGAUUCAGCCAAGUACAGACUCGUCAUACUAUCAGAUUCACUUGUUGAACUACAUCACUUUAUCCUGGUCAACCCCACAAAACCCGACAGGAGUAUUUGGGUAUCUGGUGGGAUAUUCGGUAGGCGGAGUGGCCAAUGGCGAGACCAUCUUAGACAAUACAGUGACAACGAUUACAUUUCAAGACAACAACUUACAGGGUAGAAGUGAUAUUGAUCCGAAUAGUGCAUUCGUUGCCCAUUUGGAUUUUAAUCAAGCUGAAAUUCCAAACACUCGGUCUGUGGCGUCUCUACCUCCUCAGAAUGUGAUACCCUCUCCUCCUGUGUCUGCUACCAUACAACGGACAUCCGACACAAGUUAUACUAUAUCCUGGUCUAGCCCGGGGAACGUCGAUGGAUAUGUCAUCUCAUACGCCGAUGGUGCAGUAGUCAAUUCUAUAGAGCUACCUGCAGAUAGGACAUCCGAACAGGUCCAGAAUCUUCAACCCAAUACGGAUUACACAUUUAACUUGUACAGUCAACGGAAUGGUAUCAGAGCUCAAGCUAGUCUCACUGAACUUCCCCCUGUGGUAACACCAACAGACAACACUAUUUUCACCAUCGAUGACCGUGGUGAGGAUUUCAUCAACAUUGUCUGGGACCAUGACCCUACACAAGGCAUUAUAUCAUAUCACCCGACUCUCCUUCAAAAUGAUGGUGUCACCCUAGUACAAGAUGGAGGACUUAUUGGUGCCCCAGCAGGAGCUGCACCUCUUACACAUCGAUUCACUGGACUGGACCCGGGAACACAGUACACCGUUGAUAUUAACAUCGUGGCGAGUGCAAAUCCAAAUACUGAAAUCGACUUUGCAAGUGAUUUGGCUUUUACACGACCUAAACCACCAAACAACGUACUCCUGUAUCCGCUCAGCCCAACUACCAUCUUGUUUACAUGGGAACGUCCCCUUCCACCAAAUGACUUCUUUAUUGACUACUUGGUGUCUGCUUCCAAUGUGAAUCUGGGUUUUUCUGUGCAGAAUGUCCUACCCCAAGGUGCUACCAGUAAUGCUAUACGUGGUCUUCAACCAGCUACUAGCUAUGACUUGAGCGUUCUUACCAAUAUUGAACCUGUUACAAGCAACUUCCCUGGAUUCACCGUUGUGCCGCCAACUGCUGUUGCUGGAACUGUGAAUAUUGGGGCUGUUACAGCUCAAGAACUGGAGGUACUCUGGUCGACUGAUGGCAUCGCUGCCGACUCCUUCAGGGUUCUUCUGUUCAGUGAGGAUGGCUUACAGCAAUUUGAACAAAGUGUUCCAGCUGGAACCACAUCUGUAUUAUUUGAGAACUUGACACCGGACACCCCUUACAUUGCUGUUGUUGAAGCCAUCGUUAGAGAUAUACUGACAAAUACAGAUCAAGCUUCUGUUGUUGGAUCAGAUGAAGCAACAACCAAUAGCCUACCAGGUACUAGCAGCGUUACUGUGGACAGCACAACUGGAAAUUCAGCAACGCUCUCAUGGACUUUUAACCAGGCAGCCACAGACUACUUAAUCUCGUACAUCAGUGCCGAUGGUUCUCAUACUGGUUCCUUUAACCCAGACGGGAACGGCAACACAGCUGUCGUUGUGCCUGGGCUUCAACCACAGACAACAUACACAUUCUCAGUGCAAGGAACAGACGGCACAAAUACGUUUAACGUCGGAUCAGCUGUAGGUACAACAGGUUUGGAUACGACGGUAACAUUGGAUUCAGUUACAGAUAGCACGGUUACACUUUCCUGGACAGCGAUAGAUGGUAGUACUUUCUACCAGGUUUUAUACAGGCCUACUGGCUCGACUCAACCGGAACAACAAAUUAUAGUUUCUAAUGGACCACAAAACACCCAAACCACACUAACUGGACUCACACCAGCUACAAUGUAUGAUGUUCGAGUUGUGGCUUUCCCGGGAGGUGGACCAUUGGAAGUUGGAAGCAUCACGCCAACAACAGGUAUUCUGAAUGAGGUUAUUGUGGAUUCGGUAACACCAAACACAAUAGCUCUCCGCUGGACGAAUUUGCCAGACAACAUUAAUUAUGAGAUAACCUACACUGCACCAGAUGGAACACAACGAGUGGUUUCCUCAGGCACCAGCCCCAACAUCAUCCUUACUGGACUUACUCCUGCCACUCAGUAUGAUAUCUCAGUACGUUCAACAUCUAACCAAGGACAGCAAUCAGCCAUUGGUACCAUUACCGCUACUACAGUUCCAACACAAGUUACAAUAACUGAAACAACUCCAAAUUCAAUCAGCGCAAGUUGGACAGAGAUAACAGACGCCUUGACAUACCGCAUAGACUUUGUCAGUGCCGAUGGCCUACACACUGGGUCUAUCAAUUCACCUGUACCCCCGGCAGUUAUUGAUAGUCUACAACCAGGUACAACGUACACAAUAACUGUUCUUGGUACUACAGUGGAUGGACAGACCAUCCCAAUUGGUUCAGCUUCUGCUACAACAGGUAUUGGCACGUCAGUCAAUGUGGGCCUAGUUACAUCAAGCACAAUUGCCCUGGACUGGACCCCUAUCCCAGAUACCAGUACUUAUCAGGUAGCUUACACUGGACCAGAUGGACAAGUGCAGCAGGCUUUGUCAAGCACCCCUGACACCAUCCUUACCGGACUAAAUCCUGUAUCUCAGUAUGACAUCACAGUGAGAGCUAUUACUAACGGUGGACAACUGGUAGAUGUUGGCACUACAACUGCCACUACAGGUAUUGACACCUCAGUUACAGUGGGUGCUGUUACACCAAACACCGUAGACAUCACCUGGACACCUGUCCCUGGUACCAGUAUCUAUCAGAUAAUAUACACUGGACCAGACGGGCAGCAGCAAAUGGGGCAGGCUCCUCAUCCCACCACUGAUUUCACCCUUACUGGACUUACUCCUGCAUCUCAGUAUGACAUCACUGUAAGGGCAUUUAACACUAAUACUGGACAACAAACAGAUAUUGGCACUGCCACUGCAACUACAGGUAUGGAUACGACGGUAAUAUUAGAUUCAGUUACGGAGAACACGGUUACACUUUCCUGGACGGCAAUAGAUGGUAGUACUUUCUACCAGGUCUUAUAUAGGCCUACUGGCUCAACUCAACCUGAACAACAAAUGAUAGUUUCUAAUGGACCACUAAACACCCAAACCACACUAACUGGACUCACACCAGCUACAAUGUAUGAUAUUCGAGUUGUGGCUUUCCCAGGAGGUGCACCAUUGGAAGUUGGAAGCAUCACGCCAACAACAGGUAUUCUGAAUGAGGUUAUUGUGGAUUCGGUAACACCAAACACGAUUGCUCUCCGCUGGACAAAUUUGCCAGACAACAUAAAUUAUGAGAUAACCUACACUGCACCAGGUGGAACACAACAAGUGGUUUCCUCAGGCACCAGCCCCAACAUCAUCCUUACUGGACUUACUCCUGCCACUCAGUAUGAUAUCUCAGUACGUUCAACAUCUAACCAAGGACAGCAAUCAGCCAUUGGUACCACUACCGCUACUACAGUUCCAACACAAGUUACAAUAACUGAAACAACUCCAAAUUCAAUCAGCGCAAGUUGGACAGAGAUAACAAAUGCCUUGACAUACCGCAUAGACUUUGUCAGCACUGAUGGCCUACACACUGGAUCUAUCAAUUCACCUGUACCGCCGGCAGUUAUUGAUAGUCUACAACCAGGUACAACGUACACAAUAACUGUUCUUGGUACUACAGUGGACGGACAGACCAUCCCAAUUGGUUCAGCUUCUGCUACAACAGGUUGGUAUGUUUAA
Messenger RNA from Lytechinus variegatus (green sea urchin), 4122 nucleotides. Its product is annotated as fibronectin-like. Gene Ontology annotation, molecular function: protein binding. NCBI's taxonomy places the organism in Eukaryota, Metazoa, Echinodermata, Echinoidea, Temnopleuroida, Toxopneustidae. The coding region runs from base 1 to 4122 and encodes 1373 amino acids. The record is from RefSeq and is a predicted model, not a curated record. The transcript has 16 exons.